Trichechus manatus latirostris (Florida manatee) is the source of this 3580-nucleotide messenger RNA. RefSeq names its product solute carrier family 46 member 2 (gene SLC46A2). Gene Ontology annotation, biological process: transmembrane transport. The transcript has 4 exons. The record is from RefSeq and is a predicted model, not a curated record. NCBI's taxonomy places the organism in Eukaryota, Metazoa, Chordata, Mammalia, Sirenia, Trichechidae. Gene Ontology annotation, molecular function: transmembrane transporter activity. Gene Ontology annotation, cellular component: membrane. The coding region runs from base 129 to 1556 and encodes 475 amino acids.
CUUCGCGGAAGGCACAGCGCACUCUCGGGCUCACCGCUUGAGCUCGGCUCUCCGUAGCCUCUGAAUUUGUGGGCAUCUCCAGCCGCUACCGCGAACAAGUCCCUCCAUCCUCCUAUUAGAGGGGCCACAUGAGCCCCGAGACCUCCUGCCCGUGGAUGGGCCACCUGCCUCGCCUCCAGGUGAGGACCUGGAUUGAGCCCGUGGUGGCCUCGACCCAGGUGGCCGCCUCCCUCUACGACGCGGGGUUGCUCCUUGUAGUGAAGGAGUACUACGACGCUGGGGGGUCCUCCAACCACAGCGCCAGCCCGUCGACCCGGGGGGCUGUAGAGGACCAACAGCAGAGGGCCAUCUCCAAUUUCUACAUCAUCUACAACCUCGUGAUGGGCCUGACGCCCCUCCUGUCCGCCUACUGGCUGGGCUGGCUCAGCGAUCGCUACCACCGCAAGAUCUCCAUCUGCGUGCCCCUGCUGGGCUUCCUGCUCUGCCGCCUCGGGCUGCUGCUCAAGGUUCUGCUGGACUGGCCAUUAGAGGUGAUGUACGCGGCGGCGACGCUGAAGGGGCUGUGCGGCGGCUUCUCGGCGUUCUGGUCCGGAGUCAUGGCCCUGGGAUCCCUGGGCUCCUCUGAGGGCCGCCGCUCCGUGCGCCUCGUCCUUAUUGACCUGAUCCUGGGCUUGGCGGGUUUCUGCGGAAGCAUGGCCUCCGGGCACCUCUUUAAGCAGAUCGCUGGGCGCGCCAGGCAGGGCCUGGUGCUGACGGCUUGCAGCGUGAGCUGCGCCACUUUUGGCCUUUUCUACUCCUUGUUGGUGCUGAAGGUCCCUGAGUCGGUGGCCAAGUCCAACAAGGCACUCACCACCGUGGAUACGGUGUCUGGCAUGGUUGGCACAUAUCGCACCCUGGAUCCUGAUCAGUCAGAGAAGCAGAGUGUGGUGGGGCAUCCCCCACCUCUUGGUAAAGGAAAGCCCCCAAAAGCCAUCAUUGCCCUGCUCUUUGUGGGUGCCAUCAUAUAUGACCUGGCAGUGGUGGGCACAGUGGAUGUGAUGCCACUUUUUGUGCUGAGGGCACCUCUCAGUUGGAACCAAGUGCAGGUGGGCUACGGUAUGGCUGCAGGGUACAUCAUUUUCAUCACCAGCUUCCUGGGCGUGCUGAUCUUCUCCCGCUGCUUCCGAGACACCACCAUGAUCAUGAUUGGGAUGGUCUCCUUUGGGUCUGGAGCCCUCCUCUUGGCUUUUGUGAAAAAGACAUACAUGUUCUACAUUGCUCGAGCCAUCAUGCUAUUUGCUCUGAUCCCCAUCACAACCAUCCGAUCAGCAAUGUCCAAGCUCAUAAAGGGCUCCUCUUAUGGAAAGGUGUUUGUCAUACUGCAGCUGUCCCUGGCUCUAACCGGGGUAGUGACAUCCACAGUGUAUAAUGAGAUCUAUCAGCUCACCAUGGAAAAGUUCGUCGGCACCUGCUUUACUCUCUCCUCCUUUCUCUCCUUCCUGGCCAUCAUCCCUAUCGGCAUCGUGGCCUAUAAACAAGUUCCACGGUCGCAAUUCGAAGACAUCACAGAAAAAUGAAGGUGCUGACUUGUGGGAGCUGAAAACGCCAGCAAUGGCCAGGCCUCCUUGAAGACAAAGGGAGAGACUGGGGAACUGGUGGCCAAAGCAACCCACGGACUAACAAUGGCAAGAGUGGCAAUAGCCAGAGUCAGCCUGAGAAUGAACUAUUCUGGUUCAGGGGGUCCUGGUUGGUGGGGAAACACACUUUCCUGGUGAUGGAAGAACUUUCUCAGCUUUCAGAUGCUCUAUAGGGUGAAGUUAGGUUCUGCAGGCAGCAGAACAUGAUCCGUCAAAGGUUACAUGCAGCACUGUAGAGGCUUCAGGCUCCAGCUGCGGACAACCAGCCCUUUCUCUUCCAGAAGACUCCAAGGUAUGGCCAACUAGUCAUCUGCGUGCUAUGCUGGGUAUCUCACAUGGGAACUCAAGCAAAGGCAUGCAUUUUCAACAGCCUAAGAGAUGUUUUGUAAGAACUGCCAGUUAUCAGUGAACAUCAAUCAAUAUUUUCAAAAUUAAAUCUUGAAAAAAAGUUAGCUUUGUUUCCUGGGGCCUUUUUAGCUGUGAAGGUUCAGGACAGCCUUGGCCUCAGGGUAGGUUUUUGUUUUUUUUUGUUUUUUAAGACUCAAAUACCGAAGACUUUCUUCAAUGGAAUAUUAACUUGAGUACUUUGAAUACUUAAGUUGAACACUUUCAGUCAAUAAUCCUUCCCAAAGGAGAUAGUGUGAAGGGAGAGGGGAGAGGAGAUAUGUGAAAAGCCUUUUUAUUUUGAGGUACUAUUUGUAUAGCCUAUUUUCUUAUGUAAAUAAAAUCAGACUUGCCUCCUAAUAAAACCAGUAUUCAUAACAUGGUAUGUGGUCCUUCUUUCUCAGGCCAGAUCCCUUCUGUAACUACAGACAUGACAGUCUAAGGCUGAGGUAAAACACAAAGCCAAAGAAUGCAUUUAAAUCUCAGAGCAUUUGGGCUCAGAGAGUUUGUAUCUCUAAUCCCCUUGCAGGAAGUUACUGGGUGGCACAAAACAGUUAAGCACUCAACUGGUAACUGAAAGGUUGGCGAUUCAAACCCGCCCAAAGACUCCUCAGAAGAAAGGCCUGGCAAUCUGCUUCAAAAAGGUCACAGCACUGAAAACCCUAUGGGGUGCGGUAAAUGAACAAAACUUUAUGGUACAUCUGUUAAGGUACUGGCGCCAUGCUAAGUGCUGAGAAACAGUGAGAACAAGACUUAACUGUUCCUGCCCUAACAGAGUGUAUUGUCUGGCAGAUGGGGCAGACAGAACAGCAGGCAGUGAUGUAUCCUGUAACAAAUGCUAAGGUAUAAAUAUAUAAUGAGGCCCCAAUAAAGGCUCUUGACACGGAAGUUCCAUGGGCUUCCUCCUUGGUGAAAGACAUCAAUGCAUGUGGGAGGAUAGUGUAUCCUUUUUUGGAACAAGGAAGUUCUGCAUCAGGAAACUUCCCAGAAUUUGCCCUAUGUGUCUCUUCGUUUGUAUCUUUUUUCCUAUAAUAAAACUGUAAUCCUAAGAAUAGCACUUUCCACGAGCUCUGUUAGUCACCUAAUUAUCGAAUCCAAGGGAGUAGAGGAAGACAGCAAGUCAAAAGUGAGGGUGUCACGGGAACUCCCAAGCUUGUGGCUGUGUCUGAAGUCUUGGGCAGACUUGGCAGUUUGAAGAACUGUGCCCUUUAACACUUGAGGUCUGACCUAGCUCCAGGUGGUCAGAGUCAGAGGAAGAAACGCUACAUGUUCAGCUUGUGUCAGAACAGAAGUGGAACACAACUGAUGAGUGGGAUUUGAUUUUUUUCACACAGUAGGUAUGUCUUCAUUUCAAAGAUCACAAUACUGAAGUUCAGAGAGGUGACUUGCCUAAAACCACAUUGCUAGUAAGAGAAAAAGCUAAGACUUGAUCUCAAGUCUUUCUUAUUCCACCUUGCCGCCUCAUUGUGUGACUGCAGACUUAUUUUAAUCAUGAGUAGUACCAUGAGUAGCAUCAGUAAGCCAAGUUCAGCACCAGUUUAAGUCCAUUUCCACAGUGCAUUGCCAUCGUUAAAGCAGCC